ACUUGGUAUCCUAUCUCUCUCUAGAAAAAAAGACAACAAUGGUGGAAGAAUAAUAUAUAACGAUAGAAAAUAAUAAACAUAUUAAAAAGAUUGCAGCUUUGUAUUCUUUCGGGUGUGUGAAUGCUGCUCCAGUGAAGCAAAGUCUUCUCUUUCACACCUUCCUUCUCUCCCAUCACAAGUUUUUAUGGAGGUUGAAGAAUCUAGGGUUUCACGGCACACCCAGAGUUCCAACCAAAGGUCUUCUCUUCGCCCGUUAUCUUCUCUUUAGCCAUUGAUUCUUCUCUGGGUUCUUCGUUUUUUAAAAAGCUUUUUUCCUUGUUUUCUGCAUACCCUUCUGAAUCUGAACUUUAACCUGCUGUGCUGUUUCAAAGGUGCUCUUUUUUCUUUUUUCUUUUUUGUUUGUUUGGCUGAGUUGAAUCUUGAAUUUGUGUGGAGAAAAGAAGAGGGGAUUGUUUUGUUGAGAAUGGGUUUUGGUUUCUCUUGCCUGUUACUGUUUUGUUGAUGUUUUCAUGGAUGGAUUUGUGGAGCUGACAAUGUUUUUUGUGCUGACUGUCUUAGAUUUUAGGAAUUAGGGCUUUUUGUGAGUUGUUUGUAAUUUGGGGUGGAGAUGGAGGAGAUUGAAGAAGCUAACAGGGCAGCUGUGGAGAGUUGCCAUAGGGUUAUUAGUCUGUUGUCUCAGCCUCAUGAUCAAAACCAGUAUGCCAAAUUAGCCAUAGAAACUGGGGAGGCUGUUCAUAAGUUCAAGAAGGUUGUUUCUAAGCUCAAUUCCACUUUGGGCCAUGCAAGGGUGAGAAAGGUCAAGAAAAUCCAUACCCCCUCUCUCCCUCCAAGCAUUCUUUUGGAGAACCCAAUGUUCAGAGGGGAUGAUGAUCACCCCAAAGCCUUGCAGCUUCUCCCUGCCAUUUCUCUUGAGCCCUCAAACCAGGAAAAGGGUUCUGGUGUUAAGAGUGGUCUUGCAUUGGGGAACCCCCCUUCGUUCGAGUUAAACUUACAUGGCAAAACCCCGGUUUCGCUAUCCCAUCAAACUCCGAUCCCAAGCUAUCACUUCCUUCAACAACAACAGCAUCAGCAGAGGUAUCAGCAGCAGUUGAAACAGCAGCAGGCGGAGAUGAUUUAUCGUCGUAGCAAUAGUGGCAUUAGUCUCAAUUUCGAUAGCUCCACUUGCACCCCUACCAUGUCCUCCACUCGCUCGUUCAUCUCCUCUCUGAGUAUUGAUGGGAGCGUUGCAAAUAUGGACGGGAAUGCCUUCCAUUUAAUCGGUGCCUCUCGUUCCGCUGAUCUGAGCUCGUAUCAGCACAAGAAAAGGUGUUCUGGACGGGGAGAGGAUGGAAGCACGAAAUGUGGAAGCAGCAGUAGAUGCCACUGCUCCAAGAAGAGGAAACAUCGGGUGAAAAGGUCAAUUAAAGUUCCCGCUAUCAGUAACAAGCUAGCUGAUAUCCCUCAAGACGAAUAUUCUUGGAGAAAGUACGGGCAGAAGCCAAUCAAGGGUUCUCCUCACCCAAGGGGAUACUAUAAAUGUAGUAGCAUGAGAGGCUGCCCUGCGAGGAAGCACGUGGAGAGAUGCUUGGAAGACCCGUCAAUGUUAAUUGUCACUUAUGAGGGAGACCAUAACCAUCCUAGGGUGCCAUCGCAGUCGGCAAACACAUAAAUGCGCUAGUGGGGGGGAGUCUCGGGCAAGAUAUGACAAGAGGUUUAUGGUCUUUGUUUCUUAACGGCUUCAAUUGUCUUGUACAUAUUUUGCUAGUUUAGGCUUUGAGGUAGGGAGGGAGGGAGCCGAAGAUAUAUGGUUCAAAGGGAUAGGCCUACGCCUUUCUUCGAGAUGUUUGAAAGGUAAAAUGUGAAUUCUAUGGUUUAGGGUUAGAGAGCUCAGUGUUAAAAAUUUGGGUUUUUGGUUGUAAGAAUGUUUGUUCUCAUGAUGAUGAAAAUAUGACUUUGGUUUUAUA
Molecule: messenger RNA, 1943 nt
Organism: Ipomoea nil (Japanese morning glory)
Lineage: Eukaryota; Viridiplantae; Streptophyta; Magnoliopsida; Solanales; Convolvulaceae
Product: probable WRKY transcription factor 21
Exons: 3
Coding region: 608-1648 (346 amino acids)
Biological process (GO): regulation of DNA-templated transcription
Molecular function (GO): DNA-binding transcription factor activity; sequence-specific DNA binding
Source: RefSeq, a predicted model, not a curated record